Malania oleifera is the source of this 1644-nucleotide messenger RNA. Its product is annotated as protein DETOXIFICATION 29. The record is from RefSeq and is a predicted model, not a curated record. Gene Ontology annotation, cellular component: vacuolar membrane. Gene Ontology annotation, molecular function: xenobiotic transmembrane transporter activity; antiporter activity. NCBI's taxonomy places the organism in Eukaryota, Viridiplantae, Streptophyta, Magnoliopsida, Santalales, Ximeniaceae. Gene Ontology annotation, biological process: transmembrane transport.
AUGGAGUCCAGGGAUAAUACUGCUAACAUCGAGGGCAGUAGCAGUGAAGGGGCUGGUCAUAAGGUUGGUAGUGACUCCAUAGUACUGUUACGUCUGCUACAAAGGCCGCCGCUUCUGUCCACCAGGUUUGACGACGAAGACCUAAUCCAAACACUGGCACAACCCCGCGCCGUUUCGAAUGCUUCUUUCGGUCCCUUCAGUCGGACGCCGACCGAUAUCCUCCCCACAACUGAGUCAGAGAUUUUCUUCAGAGAGUUCUGGUGGGUCCCAGAAGCUGUGGUACCUGGCCGCCCCGCCAUAUUCACCUCCCUCUGCCAGUACUCCCUCGCCGCCAUCACCCUUUUCGCCGGCAUGUCGUCACGCUAUACCCUCGCCGCCGUCUCCAUCGAGGAAUUCCGUCAUUGCCGAUUCUCCAUUCUGGCUCAUCUAGGGAUGGGAAGCGCGCUGGAGACGCUGUCGGGCAGGCGUACGGGGGGGCGGUUGGACAUUGCUGGAAUUUACAUUCAGAGGUCGUGGGUGAUCCUCAACACCACCUCCGUCUUCCUCUGCUUCAUCUCAUAUUCGCGGCUGCGCUGUUUGAAGGCCAUCGGGCAGACUGCCGCCAUCUCCAGCCCGGGGACGUUCGCGGUGUGGAUGAUCCGCAGCUGUUCGCGUUCCGCCGUGAAUUUCCCCCAUCGCCAAUAUAUUUUGUGUGUGUGUGAAUAUAUUAAUUGGGAUAUAUGCAGCGUGAGGGUGUCGAACGAGCUGGGAGCAGCUCACCCGAGGACAGCGAAAUUCUCAGUGGUGGUGGUGGUGAUCAAUUCGUUCACCAUCGGAGUGCUGCUGUCGCUGGUGCUCAUCAUCGCCCGCAAGGAAUACCCUUCCUUGUUUUCCGACAACUCAGACGUGAAGGAGCUUGUUUCUGAGCUCACUCCGCUCCUUGCCGCCUGCAUUAUCAUUAACAACGUCCAACCUGUUCUCUCUGGGGUGGCAAUUGGAGCAGGAUGGCAAGCAUUUGUCGCGUACGUCAACAUUGGAUGCUACUACGUAUUUGGGAUUCCUCUGGGUCUUAUACUUGGCUUCAAGCUCAACUUGGGUGUCAAGGGAAUAUGAUGAAUGCUGUCGGGCACUCUGCAAACCUGUGUGCUCUUUGGGAUGGUUUAUAAGACCAACUGGAACAAAGAGGCUUCCAUAGCUGGAGACAGAAUUAAAAAGUGGGGGGGUGGCACAGAAGCUGAAGAGAACAACGUUGAAAAAUGAACAUGCACCCACGAGACCUAGCAAGGACAAAUUUUGGCAGAAUUCAACAUCACAAAAGCUGGCUAAGAGCAGGGAUCAAUGUACCAGGAAGUAAAGGACAAGUUCACUUCUAUUUUGGGAGUCAAAGCGUGUCUAGACACAGAAUCAUUUUCCGUUUUAAUUAUUCCAAGGGCCAGAGUGAAUGAAUUCGAAUGAAUUCUCUACUCUGAUUUCCAACAAAAGACCAACCCCAAGAAAGCAAGCUCAUCUAAAAAAUUGGAGUAGAUGUAACCUCACCCAACCCCAUCGCAUUUCUUGAGAAGAAACAUAUUUUCUUUGCUGCCAAUAAGGGGUUCCUCUGAGCCCCAGAAUGGGAAUUUUCACUGUUAUCGUAAAGCAUAGAUAAUUUGUAGUACCAAAACAAAA